Lathyrus oleraceus (garden pea) is the source of this 1321-nucleotide messenger RNA. Its product is annotated as polygalacturonase inhibitor. Bases 38 to 1096 code for a protein of 352 amino acids. The transcript has a single exon. Gene Ontology annotation, molecular function: protein binding. The record is from RefSeq and is a predicted model, not a curated record. Lineage: Eukaryota; Viridiplantae; Streptophyta; Magnoliopsida; Fabales; Fabaceae.
GAACAUGCUGCUACCAUUACUUCAUCACAUUCUAUAAAUGCAUAUCAAUGCUCUUCAACAAACUUACAAAAAUAAAACUACAAUCAUGAUGAUUUUUGAAUCUCUUGUGUUGUGUUUCCUCUCACUACUGUUACUCUCUCCAUUUGCAAUCUCAGAGCAAUGCAACCCACAAGACAAGAAGGCAUUGCUCCAAAUCAAGAAGGAGUUCAACACCUCUAUAACUCUUCAAAACUUAUGGGAUCCAAAAACAGAUUGUUGUAUCUGGGUUUGGAUCCAAUGCCACCCCACAACCAACCGUGUCAUUGGCCUCGUUAUGAAAUUUGAUGAACCAAGCAAUGAUAUCGUAGGUCAUAUACCUUCUUCAGUUGCUCAACUCCCUUAUCUCGAGCACCUUGAGUUCAACAAUUUAUCCAAACUCAGCGGCACAAUCAACCCUGUUAUCUCCAACCUCAAACAUCUCAAAUAUCUUGUCAUUUCUUUCACUAGUAUCUCAGGCACAAUCCCGUCUUUUUUGAGCCGAUUUCAAAACCUUGAAGUUCUUGAUCUAUCCUUUAACAAACUCUCAGGCAUCAUACCAAGUUCACUUUCCCAGUUGCCUAAUAUCCGGCUCUUAAACUUGGGAAAUAACAAGCUGACUGGCCAAAUUCCAAACUCAUUCGGAUCGUUUAAGAAGCCCGGGCCAGAGAUCUAUCUAUCAAACAACCAUCUUACUGGGCUAAUUCCUGCUUCAUUGGGACAAAUAGAUUCCGAGACGAUAAACUUAUCGGAAAACAAGCUUGAAGGCGAUGCUUCUAUGCUUUUCGGGAACAAGAAAAGGAUAAUGCGCCUUGACCUUUCAAGGAACUUGUUGUCGUUUGAUCUUUCAAAAGUGGAUCUUCCAAAGAGUUUGACAUUCUUGCAUCUGGAUCAUAAUUAUAUUUAUGGGAAGAUUCCACAGGUAUUAAACAAAGUGAAUGCUUUGGAGCGGUUUAAUGUGAGUUAUAAUCUGUUGUGUGGUGAGAUACCGCAGGGUGGGGAUUUGCAAAGGUUCGGUGUGUUUGCUUUUUAUCACAACAAGUGUUUGUGUGGCUCACCCCUUCCCAAAUGCAAAUCAUAAAGGAUAAUGGAAGGAGGCUAUAGCUAAGUUAAAAAUGAAUCUCUUGUUUCAUUUCAAUAUAACACCUUUUGUUUUUCUACCAUUUUGAAUUUCAAUGCUGUCCAACGUUCAAUAUUGCUAAGUUGAGCUGCUGUUGUAUUUUUGUUUAAAUGUUUGUAUUCCAAUUGCAAACUUUUGUAACCUAAUACACUCAAGUAUGACUAAUAAGCUUAUGUUUUCCUUAAA